This is a messenger RNA of Fraxinus pennsylvanica, 1779 nucleotides long. NCBI's taxonomy places the organism in Eukaryota, Viridiplantae, Streptophyta, Magnoliopsida, Lamiales, Oleaceae. The record is from the annotation of a GenBank genome assembly.
AUGGGAUUCGUCGGAAAUUUAUUGGGAAUAAUUGGUUUUGGAAUCGGAAUUCCAAUUGGCAUUCUUCUGGGAUUCUUCAUAUUCAUAUACUUUGAGACAAGAGAUACUAAGGAUUUUGACGCUAAUAAGUCGCUUGAAGAUUAUGACUCUAGCACCUUGAUUGAUCUUCUCCCAAACCUUCCACUAUGGGUGAUGAAUCCAGAUUACGAGCGAGUCGAUUGGUUAAACAAGUUUAUCCAGGACACAUGGCUAUACUUUGAUAAGGUAGCCUGUGGAAUUAUUAAAAGCACAGCAGAACCUAUUUUUUCUGAGUACAUAGGCAAGUUUCAGAUAAAAUUCAUAAAUUUCAAGCAUCUUACUCUUGGAAAUCUUCCUCCCAAAAUUCAUGGACUCAAAAUUCAAGAGUCUAACGAGAAUAAACUGGUUUUUGAUCUUGCACUGACAUGGGCUGGAAAUGCUGUCAUUGUUCUGGCAAUAAAACUAUUAUCUCUGGAAGUCACUGUUGAGUUGAUAGAUAUACAAAUAUCUGCUGCAAGUCGGAUAAUAUUGAGACCUUUUGUGCCAACAUUCCCAUGUUUUGCAAACAUUGCAAUAUCUUUGAUGGAGAAGCCACAGAUAGACUUUGGGCUGAAAGUAAUGGGAGGGGAUAUUAUGGCAAUCCCAGGGCUAUACCAAUGUGUUCAGGAAGUUAUACGCAAGCAAGUUGCAGGGCUUUAUCUCUGGCCCCAUACGUACGAAAUACCCAUUCUUGACUGUUCAAUAGGAGCUGCCAAGAAGCCAGUGGGAAUUCUGCAUGUAAAGGUCGUGAGAGCAAAAAACCUUUUAAACAUGGAUGUUCUCUCAACAUCUGAUCCCUACGUUAAACUCAGCCUUAGCGGGGAAAGGCUUCCGGCUAAGAAGACUUCUGUCAAGAUGAAUAAUUUGAAUCCCGAGUGGCUUGAGGACUUCAAGAUGACUGUAAAGGACCCCCAGUCUCAAGUCCUCCAAAUGCAUCUCUAUGACUGGGAAAAGUUUGGAGCACAUGAUUAUUUAGGGAUGCAAGUUAUUCCUCUGAAUAUACUCAUUCCAUACGAGAAGAAAGAGUUUACACUCAAUUUGCUAAAUAGUAUGGACUCCGAUGAUCCUCAUAACAAGCAGCCUCGAGGUCAAAUUACAGCGGAGACGACGUUCGUUCCUUUCUUAGAAGACAGUAAAAAAUUUUGUGGAACUACAGAUCAUGAGCAAAAUGGAAGUUUUCAUGAUGCUUCGGAGAAGGUUUCUUUGAUAGGGUCAGGUUUACUUUUAGUUACAAUCAUAGGUGCAAAGGAUGUCGAAGGCAAGAACCACAACAACCCUCAUGCCAUGAUCCUCUUUAGAGGAGAUAAGAGAAAAACCAAGACAAUCAAGAAAACUCGGAAUCCAAUUUGGAACGAGGAAUUUCAGUUUGUGUUAGAAGAGGCUCCUGUAAAGGACCUAAUUCACAUUGAAAUCAUUAGCAAGGGAAGACGCCGCCUUGGUUUUAUGUCAAAGGAAUCUCUGGGGCACGUGGAUAUAAAUCUAUUCGAUGUAGUGUCCAAUGGACAUAUCAAUGAGAAAUAUUAUCUUAUCGAUUCUAGAGAUGGGUUAAUACAUGUAGACAUAAGAUGGAAGAGAUGUGCUUGUGGUGGAGAGGUGGUGUUGAGCCCAAGCCUGAUAUGGGCUAUACUAGCCUCGUCUUUCCUUAGGCGGACAAGCCCACCAAAAAAUGUAGGCCAUACCAGGCCUUUGGGCAGGACUCAUGUCCAGUCGGCCUGCCCAUGA